AUGCUGCUGUACCAAUUUUGCUUCAUCGCAUUCACUUGCGUCGCUUUUUGCCGGGAGGUCACCUUCCCUCCAGUCUCCGGCGUUCAGCAUGCACUUGGAUAUGCGCCAGACUCUACGCCCAACCUGAGUCUUGACCUUUCCACUAUUUUGUUCUCUGGACUCGCGACGUACGCGAACCUGCCAUACGUGCACUGUCUGGCAGGCGACGACCACCCCAUUGAGAAGUACGACAUAGCCAUAAUCGGUGCCCCGUUCGACACCGGCGUGACCGCAAGACCAGGCGCUCGUUUCGGACCCGGUGGUAUACGACAAGGCUCGAGGCGCAUUGCUGCACAGUUCUCAUGGUCCGUCUACACGGGGCGAAACUACUUCCAGGAAUGGGCAAAGGUUGUGGACUGCGGUGAUGCUCCGCUCACUGUUCUCGACAAUACCAUCGCACUGAAACAGCUCGACAAGACGCACAGAGUAAUCUCUGGCCGGAAGGCUAAUGCCACAGACUAUGCUGUUCCUCGCAUUAUCACGCUAGGCGGCGACCACACUACCACUUUGUCUGCGUUAAGGUCGACCUACGACCACUGGGGCGCCGUCAGCGUCAUCCAUUUCGACUCGCAUAUCGACACCUGGGACCCGGCGGUCCUUGGCGGCGGUAUAUCGCAUUACGCCGGUGUCAACCAUGGAACGUUUCUUCACAUCGCACACGAGGAAGGCUUGCUUCUGAACACGUCGUUACACGCCGGCAUUAGAGCGCCCGUGUCUAAUCCCAAGUACGAUCUCCAGCAUGACAGGGCUUGCGGCUUCCACAUCGUCAGAGCCAGAGAUCUGGACAAGCUGGGCAUGCAGGGAAUCAUUGAGAAGCUGAAACACCACGUCGCCGGUACCAAAGUCUAUAUUAGCGUUGACAUUGACGUCCUUGACCCGGCUUUUGCGCCUGCCACGGGCACUGCAGAAGUUGGAGGAUGGACUACGCGGGAGUUGCUCACGAUUCUGGAUGGGCUGAGUGGCAUGGAGGUCAUUGGAGCUGAUGUCGUGGAAGUUGCGCCUAUUUACGACAACCCUGGCGAGACUACUGUACUCGCCGCUGCGGAGGUCUGCACAAUCUUGACACUUACCCUUCCUUAG
Molecule: messenger RNA, 1119 nt
Organism: Baudoinia panamericana UAMH 10762
Lineage: Eukaryota; Fungi; Ascomycota; Dothideomycetes; Mycosphaerellales; Teratosphaeriaceae
Exons: 2
Coding region: 1-1119 (372 amino acids)
Molecular function (GO): agmatinase activity; metal ion binding
Source: RefSeq, a predicted model, not a curated record